GUCAACCAAAUCUUUUUGACCAAAGAGGACUAAAUUGAACUGUUCAAAAAACUUUGCAGGCCUCAUCUAUAAUUCCUCCAUUUUGUUGCUUACACUGCAAUUAACAUUUAACAAAGAAAGCAAAGAAGCGUUUUUUCUGUUCCUCUCUAUCCUUCCUCUCUGUUAAAAAGGUCAAACCCAACCACCGCAAAAAAAAAAAAAAAAGAAUUUUCAUCUCCGGUGACCGUUUAACCUUGAAACGCCGCCGUUCUGUUUUUCUCCUCUUAUGCUAUUGCCGAUCGUUUUUUCUUUCCCGGUAACGCCCCGGUGGCCGGCAAAAGAAAUUAAUUUUGGAUUAUCUCUUGACUAUGAGGAGCAACGGCAGCAUCGGAAACAACAAAGGCGCCAACAUUAGUAAUAAUAAUAAAAAUAAUAUUCAUAAUAAUAAUAGUGGUUUUUUGCCAAAUUCUUUGAAAUUCAUAUCUUCUUGCAUAAAAACUGCCUCUUCCGGUGUCCGAACAGUUAGUGCCUCCGUCGCUGCUUCUAUUUCUGGAGACGGCCACGAACACCAAAAGGACCAGGUGCUCUGGGCUUCCUUCGACAGACUGGAUCUUGGUUCCUUAUCUUUUAAACGUGUUCUCUUACUUGGAUACUCCAAUGGCUUUCAAGUUCUUGACGUCGAAGAUGCCUCUAAUUUCAGUGAACUUGUUUCAAGGCGUGAUGAUCCAGUUACAUUUUUACAAAUGCAGCCACUCCCUGAAAUGUCUGAGGGUCAUGAAGGAUUUAGAGCAUCGCAUCCUUUACUUCUGGUGGUUGCCUGUGACGAGUCGAAGGGCUCAGGUUUGAUGCUUACUGGAAAAGAUGGAUUGGCUAGAGAUGGUUUUGAUGAACCUCAAAAUGGAAAUGUUCCUAUCUCUCCUACUGCUGUUCGAUUCUAUUCACUAAGGUCUCACAAUUACGUUCAUGUACUGAGAUUCCGGUCAACUGUAUAUAUGGUUAGGUGCAGUCCUCGAAUAGUUGCUGUGGGGCUUGCAACACAAGUAUACUGCUUCGAUGCUCUCACUCUUGAAAAUAAAUUUAGUGUCCUCACCUAUCCUGUCCCCCAAGCAGGAGGCCAAGGAAUGGUUGGCAUUAAUAUUGGAUAUGGUCCCAUGGCAGUGGGUCCCAGGUGGUUAGCUUAUGCUUCGAACAAUCCUUUGCAGUCAAAUACAGGUCGCCUGAGUCCACAGAACCUUACACCAUCUCCUGGUGUUAGUCCAUCAACUUCACCCAGCAGUGGGAGUCUUGUGGCUCGAUAUGCCAUGGAAUCUAGUAAGCAAUUAGCUGCUGGGUUAAUCAAUCUGGGUGACAUGGGCUACAAAACUUUGUCAAAAUACUAUCAAGAUCUUAUUCCCGAUGGUUCUGGUUCUCCCAUAUCUUCAAAUUCAGGCUGGAAAGUUGGUCGGGGUGUAUCACAUUCUGCAGAGACUGAUAUUGCUGGGACGGUUGUUGUCAAAGAUUUUGUUUCCAGAGCUGUUGUAUCACAGUUCAGGGCUCAUGCUAGUCCAAUUUCUGCUCUAAGAUUUGAUCCUAGUGGGACUCUUCUUGUUACAGCCUCAAUACAUGGGAACAAUAUAAAUAUUUUUCGGAUUAUGCCAUCCUCAACAAAGAAUGGAUCUGGCACUCAAAGCUAUGAUCGGAGCUCUUCACAUUUGCACCUUUACAAGCUCCAUCGUGGCAUGACAUCAGCUGUGAUACAAGAUAUUUGCUUUAGUGCUUACAGUCAGUGGAUUGCCAUUGUUUCAUCUCGGGGUACUUGCCAUAUUUUUGUUCUUUCCCCAUUCGGUGGUGAGAAUGUUCUCCAAAUUCGGAAUUCUCAUGUAGAUGGGCCUAUCUUAUCACCAGUUGUAUCUCUCCCUUGGUGGUCCACUCCAUCUUUUACGAUAAACUACCAAACAUUUUCUUUUCCAGCACCACCAACUGUUACCCUCUCUGUUGUUAGCAGAAUAAAAAAUGGAAACUCUGGAUGGCUUAAUACAGUUACCAAUGCUGCAUCUUCUGCUGCUGGAAAGGCCUCCUUCCCAUCUGGUGCUUUUUCUGCUGUUUUUCAUAACUCUUUACCUAAUGAUUUGCAGCGAGCUCAAGUAAACGCUAAUGUUUUAGAGCACCUAUUAGUUUACACUCCUUCUGGUCAUAUUGUUCAACAUAAGCUACUGCCUUCCUUUGGGGGAGAGGCAGGUGAAAGUGCUUCAAGAGUUGGACCAGGUUCUGCUUUUCAGGUGCAAGAAGAGGAGUUACGGGUGAAAGUUGAAGCUAUGCAAGCAUGGGAUGUAUGCCGAAGAACAAAUUGGCCUGAAAGAGAGGAAUGCCUUUCUGGAAUGACUCAUGGAAGAAAAGAAGCAUUAGAGAUGAUUAUGGAUGUUUCUGAUUCCGAAGAUAAUGAUGCUGGGCACAAGGACCUGUCAAAGCCCCAUGACCGGUCUCACUUGUAUCUUUCCAAUGCAGAAGUGCAGAUAAGCUCUGGAAGGAUACCAAUCUGGCAGAACUCUAAGGUAUCUUUCCAUACAAUGAGUCCUGUGGAGUUCAAUGACCAUAGUUUCACUGCAGAUCAGUAUGGUGGAGAAAUUGAAAUAGAACAGAUGCCUGUUCAUGAGAUUGAAAUUAGACAGAGGGAUUUAUUGCCUGUUUUUGAGCAUUUUCGCCGGAUUCAAUCUGAAUGGAAUGAUAGGGGCUUUGAUGCAGAAAGAUAUCCGAUGUCUUCUUCUCAUGAUGCCAAAGCAAGAUUCUCUGAAGUCACUGUUAUUUCUCAUUCCAAGUUGUUGUCACCUAGCUCCGUUGAAAACUCGGAUGGUGGAUCAUCAAGGAAUUCUUAUCCAUCCAGCAUUCAAUCUGGAAAGGAUAGUGGUGGAGUAAAAGGAGAGAGUUCUGUUUUUGCCUCACCUAUGCUUAACCAGAGCACUCUUAAGAAAGAUGUUGGUGCAGUUUCUUUUGAUCAAUCUAAAAUGGGCGUUUGUCACAUUGAAGAUAGUAAUUCUACUAAUAGUAUGUCAUCAUUAACAAGUGGCUAUCUAUCUGGUGGAAGAACUGUUGCAAAGGAGGUUCAAUUUCCAAACAGUGGCGGAACCAGUGAUGUUUCAAACACAAGUUCUAACCGAUCUGAUUUGAGUCUGAACAUGAUAGAUGAAGGGCCUGUAAAUGACUCGCCAGAUUUUGAGCAAUUUUUUCAAGAAGAGUACUGUAAAGCAUUGCCCUUAAGUACAUGUUGUGAACCGACUGAGGUUGUUACUGAUGCUGACAGCAGCAGCAGUCCUUGUGAUAGAGAAAAAUCUGAGGAAGAAGGCGACAAUGAUGAUAUGCUCGGGGGUGUUUUUGCCUUCUCUGAGGAAGGUUGAGUUGGAUCCACUUGUGUUUCUUUCCAGAUGCGUGCGUUACAUUUAUAUUUGUCAAGUUCUGGUUCUUUGGUCAAACGUCGGCCUUGUGGGGGGAUUCACAUACUAAUUGAAAGUGUGGUUCGCUGAUUUAAAAAGCUACUGACUGAUUGAUUCAAGUACUAUGACUGGCUUAUUGUGCCGCCAGGGUAAUCUCUGGUUUCGUCCCUACUUGUGUACAUGUUGUAAAUUGAUACUGAUAAAUACAAAUGAUUUGUGAGGACAUGUUCUUUCUGUUCUGUGUAACAUUAUUCAUUCUUCAAAGAAAAAGAAAAAUUAAUAAAAAAAAAAAAAGAAAAUGAGUUACUCU
Durio zibethinus is the source of this 3696-nucleotide messenger RNA. RefSeq names its product autophagy-related protein 18h-like. Gene Ontology annotation, biological process: response to starvation; autophagy. Gene Ontology annotation, molecular function: protein binding. NCBI's taxonomy places the organism in Eukaryota, Viridiplantae, Streptophyta, Magnoliopsida, Malvales, Malvaceae. The record is from RefSeq and is a predicted model, not a curated record. Gene Ontology annotation, cellular component: cytoplasm.